UAGCCCUCCAAGAAAUGUUCUGAAUAGCAUUGCAUCUUGAGCUCACUAUAAUUUGAUCAAGCAAAGAUGUUCUAUGUCUGUGGUCUGAAACCUGCCACCACAGCUGGGUUCUCUGCUUUCAGAGACCAGGGGAGCAGUGACUGAAGCUCAGACUACACACAGCACUUCAGACAGGCAAAUUAGAAGGGAAAAGAAAACUGAAUCUGUAAACUCAGGAAAAACUGGUAUAUCUUUUGAGGUCCCAGCCAUUUUGAGAAACUCUGACACUGAUAAAAUAAGGAAGAACAAUCUAACUCCUCUCUCAAAUGCUGCCAUUCUAGCUGAGUGUUGAUUUUUUCUUAGAAAAACAAACUUUGGGUCAACAAGGAAAGAUCACGAGGUGGGAGGGUGAGUGGGUGAUUCACCUCAUGGAUCUCCCUGGCAGCUCUUGUACUUCCUUGAUCAAUCUGUAUAUAAGAAGCGUGCUAGGCACCUGGGACACCACUUCUCGGGGACACAUCGCCUUCUGUUUUCUCCAGCAUGCGCUUGCUCCAGUUCCUGUUCAGGGCCAGCCCUGCCACCCUGCUCCUGGUUCUCUGCCUGCAUUUGGGGGCCAACAAAGCUCAGGAAAACACUCGGAGGAUCAUAAUACAGAAUUUUGAGAUCCCCACGACAGCAAAUCGAGAUGAGGAAGUCACUGCAAUGCUUCAAGUUAAAACAGAAUUGAAAGAAUGCAUGGUGGUUAAAGCUUACCUCACUAGUGACGUCCCUGUGGAAGGUGCAUUUAACUACAGGUAUACUCGCUGCCUAUGUGACGAUUAUCCAAAUACCUACUACUGGGACUUUCAUACAAACAGAACUGUGAAAAUUGCAGCCGUCGUUGAUAUUAUUCGGGAAUUAGGCAUCUGCCCUAAUGAUGAUGCUGUAACCCCCAUCAGUAAAAACCGGUUUUAUACUAUUAAAUCCCUAGUGGUAGCGUAACAGAAGUCCAGUCUGUUUGCCACAUCCAGAUGAUUUCCUCUAAGGAAACCUGGCUGGAAUUUCUGUUGUGGUCUAUACAAUAAACUUCUUAACACGCUUCUCC
Chlorocebus sabaeus (green monkey) is the source of this 1063-nucleotide messenger RNA. It is a transcript of the gene PIP, whose product is annotated as prolactin induced protein. Gene Ontology annotation, cellular component: extracellular region. Gene Ontology annotation, biological process: proteolysis; regulation of immune system process. NCBI's taxonomy places the organism in Eukaryota, Metazoa, Chordata, Mammalia, Primates, Cercopithecidae. Gene Ontology annotation, molecular function: aspartic-type endopeptidase activity. The record is from RefSeq and is a predicted model, not a curated record.